AUGGACAACUUACCACCAAUCGGGUCACUGGGCCCUCCCCAGAACACCAAUCUGCCUUGGGUUCGGUGGGCAGAGAUCGAUGCCGCAAACGACAACGCCCGCAACAGAAACACAGCUUGGAAGAUAUACCUCGUGUAUCUACGUGAAGGCUCUUCCUGGGAAGCUGAUAGCCAUCGAGAAAUAGGGCACUAUUUCCUCGUCGCACGUCUUUAUCGCCAACCACGAGUUUCAUGGAGUAGUCCCAGCGCGGCCCAACUCUGGCGGGCUGCAAAUCUAUGCGAGGAGAACUGGACUGUCGCUCUAGGCCACUUUCUUAUAACACAAUAUCCCACACAUGGACGAUUAUUGUUCUGGGCCUUCAACCGCCGAGUCUACCCAGCAGUCCACGGGGGUGUUCGUAGGCCCAGGCCGAAUGACACGAUAAACAGAACGAGUGGGCCUGGUCCUCCGACGGCCGAUGACACGGACAACCUUGUCUCGUUAUCUGAAAGCUUGGGCGUGGAAUCAUACUACUCGGGGAUUCCGCCUAUGGUCGUCCGAGUGGAGGUUUCAGAGAAUGCCUCCCAGUCCCUGGCACUUACGGACGACGACACGAAGGGGGGCUCACAGGAAUCAGAGAGCGGAAGUUUGUCUGAUGACAUCUCACCUGAAGGAAACUCUGCAAAUACAACGGUACUAGAGUCAUCCCCAGAGCCAGAGCUAGAGCCAGAAGCAGAGCUAGAAGAGGAUGGGCAACGGCCGCUGGUAGCAACAACACACUCGGGACAACAUGACAUAUCUAGCCGGAAUGAGCGCCUUUCAACAUCAUAUUUCAGAGCAUACUCACCGGCCUCAGUUCUCAACAACGCCUUAAGAGGCUUAGAGCCUGAAUUCGAAGAAUAUGAUACCAGGACAGGCAUUAGUCCCCGACUGCCCACCCCGGGGCUACCUCACCAUGAGCCUCAACCCAUGCACAUGGGCGGUGAAUUGACCGGACAUUCUGAUGUCCAGCUUCGCCAGACUAUCUCAGAACUGAUUCACAUCGUCAAGGGCGACGUUGACAAGCUGUCACAUGAGCUAUUAGUGCACAAGCGAGCAGCAGCAAAUCGACGAGCAGACAUCCGAGACGAUGCAGCAAGGUUGGGGGGGGAAUUCGACAAUUUUAGGACGAAUACUUUAGAUACCCUCGAAGGUAUUACGAAAAGAGUUAUUUUGGUCGAGCAAUCAGUUACACGCCUUUGUCAGAACUACGGUUCUAUGAACAGCCUCGAAGAGGCCAAUACUGGCGAUACUUCUCCAAUCCCGAGCCAUACAGAGAUGUUUACUAUGAUAUCGGCCAUUAAAGAGCAGAUUACGGGAUUGCUGGCCGUGGACAGAGCGCCUGAUCCGAGAGUGGCGCAAAUCCAGCGAUCUCUCAACACCACCCAGGGGUACUUUGAACAGUGCAUACAGGAUAUGGAGAAGGAUAUCUGGGAUUUAAAAAGGAAGCAUGAGGCAGACGCACUCACUAUCAAUAAUCUAAAGAGGCACAUAACAACACAGUUCCAGAUUAACGCAACAAUGAUGGAGACGCUGCAGUCCAUGGAGAUACGAGUGGACCAUCAGCUACGUGCCUUGGACGCUAGGCUCGAGGUGCGACAGGGCGAAUAA
Messenger RNA from Clonostachys rhizophaga, 1629 nucleotides. The record is from the annotation of a GenBank genome assembly. NCBI's taxonomy places the organism in Eukaryota, Fungi, Ascomycota, Sordariomycetes, Hypocreales, Bionectriaceae.